Messenger RNA from Filobasidium floriforme, 1084 nucleotides. RefSeq lists its product as uncharacterized. The transcript has 8 exons. NCBI's taxonomy places the organism in Eukaryota, Fungi, Basidiomycota, Tremellomycetes, Filobasidiales, Filobasidiaceae. The coding region runs from base 82 to 843 and encodes 253 amino acids. The record is from RefSeq and is a predicted model, not a curated record.
CAACAUCCCUCCAACAUCCUACAUCCUGCAACAUCCUGCCCCCAACAGCCAAUCUUUCACUCCUGUAGAUCUAAUCCUCCGAUGGGCAAGCUCGACCCCCGUCCCGGGACCUCAAUCCCACCUCCAUAUAGCACGACGAUCGGCUGCCUCCAGCUAUCCCGUAACGACCACCUCCGACUGAUCAACCUCCCCCCAGACCUGAUCCAGGUGGCAAGACAUACCAUCGUCGAGACCUGGCCAAAAGGGAUUCAAAAGGAAGGUGAUUUCGAGGGGUGUGCUUGGGAGUUCAAGUUGAAGGGGAAUCCAUGGCUAGCUCAGGGGGACGAAGCCAUCCCCGCCCGCCGACUCCUAAAAUCCCUCAUCCAAGCUUUCGAAAGAACAGGUUGGGGAGUGUAUACGGCUUGCGGGUUGAGUAAAGAACCCGGGGAUAAGGACACGAUCUUCUUCCACCAAACCGGCGUUCCACGGUCCCGCCCUUUCUGCUCGAUCUCGUUUAACAAGGGGGACAGGCUCCGGUUAAUCGAUGCGGUCUCCCCAGAUGUCUCCAGGGCGUUCGAGAGCGUGGCGCAGACCUGGUUCCUAGGCACCAAACCCCCUUCCUCCAACCCCUUCUCCCGCUCAUCGGCCGCCAAAGACGACCCCGGGUGUCUCGAGGUGAAACUCGGGGGUACGCCUUGGUACGCGUCGGACGGGAUCGAGGUCGUCCAGGCCAGGGUCUUAUGCUGCAGACUACUCGAAGCCAUGCAGAGCGUCGGCUUAGAACUGGUCGUCAGCGUCGACAUGUCGACCGGAGGAAGCGGGAUGGAUCUUUGCACUUGGUUCUUGGCGCCGACUUUAGCUUGAGCGCGAAUGUACCGGACGAGUCAACGGCAUAUCAAGAAAGGGUUUUCCCUGAGCUACAGGAGACGGGACCAACUCUUAUUGUACAGUAUAAUCGAGUCUCUCAAACCCAGUCGGCAAGGGGACGGAAAUGUAUCGCAUCUGUUGUAACGUAGAGGGAAAGACGACAACUCGGCGAGUGUGACUUUAUUCGUACGGUACUGUAUGGUAGUACCGAGUCAUAUCAGAAAUGAUGAAGAGUGGG